CAUGUCCAGAAUUCAAACUCGACAUCAACAUAACAAAACAUCAUGGCAUCAAAUCUAGUGCUACCAGGCACAGCACUUGGUGCAACUGAGCAGAAUGGCAUUGGAACUGGAACACAUAUUCACGGUCAAGAUCUAUGCGCUUCGAUUGCUGGACCUGUAAACUCUUCUAAAUCAACAAAACCACCAACGACGUCCGUCCGGCGCACAACAGGCUCCCUUCUUCCAGAGGUCGGAAGUGUGAUUCUUGGUAGAAUCACACGAACAAAUGCUCGACAAGCGAAUGUUGCGAUUCUUGCCCUCGGCGGCAAUGGAGAACACAACGUCUCCUCUGAUCCUUUCCCAGCGCUGAUUAGACAACAAGACAUCCGAGCCACGGAAAUUGACAAAGUCAAAGUCGCAGAGAGCUUUCGAGUUGGUGAUAUUGUGCGAGCUGUGGUCAUAAGCCUUGGCGAUGAGAGAAGUUACUAUUUGAGCACGGCGAGGAAUGAGUUUGGUGUCGUGUUGGCAACCAGCGAAUGGGGUAAUGCGAUGUAUCCCGUGUCGUGGAGGGAGUUCGAGGAUCCGGAGGUGGGUGUCAGAGAGGUACGAAAAGUGGCCAAGCCUGUCUGAAGCAGCUGUUGUGUAUUGCUUGAGGACAUGCCGAAUGCGGAGGGAAUUUUGAGCGGAUACGCGUCGUCGGGUGGUUUUCUGCGAGA
Molecule: messenger RNA, 695 nt
Organism: Cercospora beticola
Lineage: Eukaryota; Fungi; Ascomycota; Dothideomycetes; Mycosphaerellales; Mycosphaerellaceae
Gene: CSL4
Product: exosome non-catalytic core subunit CSL4
Biological process (GO): RNA processing
Cellular component (GO): cytoplasm; nuclear exosome (RNase complex)
Molecular function (GO): RNA binding
Source: RefSeq, a predicted model, not a curated record